Molecule: messenger RNA, 2514 nt
Organism: Suillus subalutaceus
Lineage: Eukaryota; Fungi; Basidiomycota; Agaricomycetes; Boletales; Suillaceae
Exons: 11
Coding region: 85-2319 (744 amino acids)
Biological process (GO): intracellular protein transport; COPII-coated vesicle budding; endoplasmic reticulum to Golgi vesicle-mediated transport
Cellular component (GO): COPII vesicle coat; endoplasmic reticulum exit site
Molecular function (GO): zinc ion binding; GTPase activator activity
Source: RefSeq, a predicted model, not a curated record
UGCAAGUACUCGUGUUCAGGUCAACUCACAAGCAAAACAGUCGCGUCCUUGUAACUUUAUUCGAACUCGUACGGUGGUGCCGAGAUGCUCAAUUUUGAAGAUGUCGAAGAGCGGGAUGGUGUUCGUCUUUCGUGGAAUGUAUGGCCCUCGUCUCGGAUAGAGGCAACGCGGACUGUGGUCCCGAUAUCAGCGCUUUAUACUCCAUUGAAGCAACGAGAGGAUCUUCCUCCAGUAUUAUACGAACCCGUGACGUGUAAACCCCCUUGUCGUGCUAUUCUCAAUCCGUAUUGUCAAAUCGAUAUCAGAGGCAAACUAUGGAUUUGUCCGUUUUGCUUGACCCGCAAUCCUUUCCCGCCACAUUAUAAAGAUAUCUCUAACACCAAUCUACCCGCCGAACUACUUCCAAAGUACACGACGAUUGAGUACACGCUAUCUCGUCCCGCUCAGGCUCCACCCGUCUUUCCUCUUUAUGCCGAAGACCUCAAAGCACUCCGUGACGCCCUUGUUGUCAGUCUCAGUUUGAUCCCACCAUAUGCAUUAGUUGGUCUCAUUACGUUCGGCACAAUGACACAAGUUCAUGAAUUGGGCUACGCAGAGUGCAGCAAAUCAUACGUCUUCCGUGGCGGCAAGGAGUACACGCAGAAACAGAUUCAGGAUAUGCUCGGACUCAGUACAACAACUCGCGCUGCACCCCGCGCUGGCCAACCCAUGCCCCAACAAGCUUUUGGAGCAGCCCGUUUCUUGCUUCCUGUUCAGCAAUGCGAAUUCCAACUCACUGGCAUUUUGGAGGCACUCGCUCGUGACCCUUGGCCUGUUGCCAAUGACAAGCGCGCUUUGCGUUGCACUGGUGUGGCCGUCAGUGUAGCCGUUGGACUCUUGGAGGUGCGUAUAUUGAUUGUGGGUCCAGGCAUGGUUGUCAGCAAUGAACUCAAGGAGCCUAUCCGCUCUCAUCACGACAUCGAACGGGACAGCGUCAAGCACUACAAACGUGCAGUAAAGUUCUAUGAAGGUCUGGCGAAGAGAGCAUCCAACAAUGGCCACGCUGUCGAUCUGUUUGCUGGUUGCUUGGAUCAAGUGGGCUUGCUAGAGAUGAAGUCAUUGCCAAACUCGACGAACGGUGUCAUUGUCCUAUCCGAUUCGUUUGCUACGUCGAUCUUCAAGCAAAGCUUCUUGCGUAUGUUCAAUAAGGACGACCAGGACUUCUUGCAGAUGGGUUUCAACGCGACGUUCGACGUACAGACAACGAAAGAACUGAAGGUUUCUGGCCUUAUCGGACAUGCAAUCUCCGCCGGGAAGAAAUCUGCAUGCGUUGGCGAGACGGAAAUUGGUAUUGGUCAGACGUCAGCCUGGCGAAUCAACUCCAUUACUCCUAGGACAUCUGCUGCCAUUUACUUCGAGGUCGUUACUCCUGCGGGCCAGGCAUUGUCUCCGGGAUCAAGGGGUCUCAUUCAAUUCGUCACUCAUUAUCAGCACUCGUCUGGGCAGAUGCGUUUGCGUGUCACCACGAUAGCUCGAAAUUUUGCAGAAGCGAACUCUCCUAGCAUCGCUUCUUCCUUCGACCAAGAAGCCGCUGCCGUACUUAUGGCAAGGAUAGCAGUCUUCAAGGCUGAAAUAGACGACUCACCAGACGUUUUACGUUGGCUCGACCGCAUGCUCAUCCGUCUCUGCCAGAAGUUCGCAGAUUACAGAAAGGAGGACCCUGUCAGCUUUAGACUGACGGAUAAUUUCAGUAUCUAUCCACAGUUCAUGUUCCAUCUCCGGAGAAGUCAGUUCUUACAGGUGUUCAACAACAGUCCCGAUGAGACUGCAUUCUACAGACAUAUUCUCAACGAAGAAGACGUCAACAACUCGUUGAUCAUGAUCCAACCUACGCUGAUGUCAUACACAUUCGAUGUCGAGCCCCAGCCUGUCUUGCUCGACAGCGUCUCUAUCAAACCCGAUGCCAUCCUCCUUCUCGACACCUUCUUCCAUAUUCUUAUUUUCCACGGUGAAACGGUGGCCCAAUGGAGGAAGGCAGGUUACCAAGAUCAGGAUGGGUACGAGAACUUCAAAGAGCUGUUGGAGAACCCUGUUACAGAUGCUCAGGACUUACUGGUCGACCGCUUCCCUAUACCACGUUACAUCGUCUGCGACCAGGGUGGCAGUCAAGCUCGAUUCCUGCUAUCGAAGCUCAAUCCGUCGACGACACACAUGUCGACAUCGAUGUAUGGCACUGCACAAGCCGCGGGCGCUGGCCAGGCGAUCUUCACCGACGAUGUCAGCUUGCAGGUUUUCAUGGAGCACCUGAAACGCCUGGCUGUGGGUGCACAGACAAACUAGAUUGUUGUUUGUCGACGGUUAGAUGUCGUUUUGUGCACUGGACGCUGUUUAUUUUUCCGCGUCCGAGCUAGCUUUUCGAUUAUAGUAAUGUUGGUAGUCUAUCGUAAAAUGUCCAUUUUUCUGGUUUCGUUGUCUCGAUGCUUUGUAAUUCGGAUGUGCAUACUGUUUGAGGUCCGCAAUCUUGUCUAAUCGGGG